Vicia faba (fava bean) is the source of this 921-nucleotide messenger RNA. The record is from the annotation of a GenBank genome assembly. NCBI's taxonomy places the organism in Eukaryota, Viridiplantae, Streptophyta, Magnoliopsida, Fabales, Fabaceae.
AUGGCUACAGCUCUUUCUCUUUCCUUCUCCUUAGACCCUCAAAACCGCUUCAACACCAUCACCACAACCAAAACGACUCGUCGUUUCACAUUCUCCACCCUCCCUCACCGAAAAACCCUAAUCCCAAAUCACUUCAAACUCUCCUCUUCUUCCCAUUCCCAAUUCCAAACCCUAAUCCCAAAUCACUUCAAACUCUCCUCUUCUUCCCAUUCCCAAUUCCAAACCCUAAUCCAACCCGGUAAAUUCCUCACGAACGACGAACUCGAAAAACUCCAAUUCCUCUCCUCAUUCCUCUACUCUCAUCAACUCCAAUCCGGCACGGUCUGGGUUCGAGUUAUGAGAGACAGCGAAGUGGAUGCCAUUGUUUGUUUACUCGCGGAUUCGUUCGCGGAAUCGAUGAUGUUUAUGAAGGGGUAUAUCAAUGUCUUGAGGUUUCUUGUGAAACAGUAUUUGAUUGAGCGGAGGAGUUCGAUGCCGCAUAUGGCGACGCUCGUUGGGUUUUAUAGAGGGCUUAUUGAUGGGGAAGAUGAGGAAAUGCAGUUGGCGGGGACUGUGGAGAUUUCUUUUGAUAAAAAUGGGGCUAAUGCUACUCUUCCUUCUCCUACUCCUCCCAGGGAUUCUCCUUAUAUUUGUAACAUGGCUGUGGAAAAGUCUCUCAGAAGGAGGGGCAUUGGAUGGCACCUUCUAAAGGCAAGUGAGGAAUUGAUUUCUCAGAUGAGUUCAUUGGGAGAAGUUUACUUGCAUUGUCGAAUGAUUGAUGAAGCUCCAUUUAACAUGUAUACAAAAGCUGAUUACAAAAUUGUAACGACAGACAGUAUAUUAGUUCUGCUGAUGUUGCAGAAACGCAAGCACUUGAUGUGCAAGAAACUUCCUCUCAUAAGUAUGCCUUCAGAAACAGAUUUGUCAUGUUCUGAUGAGUAA